Entrophospora candida is the source of this 587-nucleotide messenger RNA. NCBI's taxonomy places the organism in Eukaryota, Fungi, Glomeromycota, Glomeromycetes, Entrophosporales, Entrophosporaceae. The record is from the annotation of a GenBank genome assembly.
AACACUACAACAUUUGUGUUGAUCAAUUUCAACCUUUACCUGAUGGUGGUUUACUUUUUCAGCGUUAUUGUAGCAAAAACAACCAACGUGGAAUUGAAGGAGGUGUUUCACAAGAUAUUCACCUUCCUCCAAAUUCAGAAGCAAUUAAUGAUAUCAAUAAAUAUCUUUCAAAACGUUCUAAUGGUGCUUCUGAAAAAUUUUAUUUACAAAUUAAUCAACUUUGGCGUGAAACUGGAAUUUGGUAUAAAAAAAAACAUUGUGGUUUCAAUAGAGUAGGAAAUUUCAUGAAAGAUAUUGGAAAAUCCAUUAAAGUAGAUCUUCCACCUGGUAUCUUAACAAACCAUUCUGGUCGCAAAACUGUUGCUCAGAUUCUUCAAGAUGCUAAUGUUCCAGAAGAUGCCAUAAUGGGAGUAACAGGUCACAAAAGCAUACAAGAACCAUCAAAAUCAGUUCUUGGUGAUUCAACUUCAAUAAAUAAUUCUUUAAACAUUAAUAAUGCUAUACCAGAAUUUUCUUUUGACAAUAUGGAAAAGAAAUUUCCUAUUUUUAAUAACUGCCAUUUCAAUAAUGUAACUUUUAAAUUUUAA